UACCAAACAGCAUGCAAUGCAACUCAUUUAAUCAAACUGACUUGCAGCUCACAAGAAGUUAAUGCUUUCUACCUGAAGUUAGUUUCUGGCGACGCUGUUACGCAUGUAAAAGCGUUAUUCUCGGUGAACAUGAAAUUCCCCGACUGUGGCCUUCAGAAGAACUGUGUUGAUCAAAAUGACUUCUCCGCUCUUCGAGUGGCUAUAGAGAAAAACAGCGUAGCGAUGUGCCGAGUUUUGUUAAAAGAAAAGGUCGACGUCGGAGAUUGCCUUUUUCAUGCAAUACAAAAGAACCAAACUGACAUCGUAGAAGUAAUAUUGAAAUAUGAUCCUUCGACGCAGACCAGAAUAAGGCAGAACUCAUGCUUUCAACCGGGAUUAACCCCAGUUUCAAUGGCGGCAGGACAGAAUAACUACGACAUUUUAAACAUUUUACUGGAACAUGGCCAUCAUGACCUAGAGAAAGAAACUGCUGAAGACACUUUUGAGAUUGAUAGCAGCUCGUGGGAGUGUGCGAAUAUUCGACGACUAUUGUUUAAAGCGAGGUCCAGUCCCGCCUAUAUAACAACUAUGUGCGAGCGAAACGAAGUUGAUCCGAUGAAUUUCUGCAUGCGACUUGUGCGAUCUAUUCGAGAAAAUGCAGCUGUGGAAUACGAAUACAGUCAAUUUUACGAUAACCUUCAAUCCCAGAUUGAAGAUUUUCUUUGUUCGUUACUUAAUCAGAUUCGGUCAUCAGAAGAGCUCUCUCGUUUGUUUAAGUAUUCAAGAAUCGAAAAACAACGAUCUGCAAAACUCGGACCACGCAGAAAUGAAGUUAGUUUGGAUUUUCUGGAAAUUGCGGCUAAAGGAAACCUAAAGAAAGUUGUUACGCACCAAAAUUGCCAGUUGGCAUUAUCUCACAUGAAAGUUCGCAACACACCUUCCCUGGGGGAAACAAACCUGGGGCACGUGGAAUGUUUAUGUGUGUUGAUUGGGUUGCUUUUCCCUAUUUUGAGCCUCUUCUACAUCGUUGCACCGAAGAGUAAAAUUGGAAGAUUCACAACCCAGCCGAUUGUUGCCUUCCACAGCAACUUAAUGUCGCAAAUUGCAUUUGUAGCACUUGCGUGUGCUCGAACAAUAGAGGUGGACAGUGAUGAAUCUAUCAACUAUUGGAUUACGAUUUGGGUAUUCGGCAUACUGGUGCAACAAAUUCAAGCGUGUAUUAACAGUGGUAUACGAAGCCACUUUUCUGACGUUUGGAGCGAUGUCGACCUGGUUGGGGUUCUCUUAUACUUACUGGCAGAGGCAAUCAAGGAUUACAGUUUGUACGUAGAUGGUGAUAUGGGAAGAUAUAAGGAUACGGUAAUCGGAUUGGAGGCUCUUUCCCUUAAUCUAUUUCUCUUAAAAUGUCUUGGAAUGUUGAAGAGCAACCGCUGGGUGGGGCCGGUGUUGGCUUCCAUGGGCCGAAUGUUUGGAGAUUUGCUGAUCAUGUUCACGGGUGUUUUGUUUUGGGUCGUUUUAUCAUUUUCUGUUGGUUUUGCCCAACUAUUCCAACAGUCCUGUAAAAUCGAAGCCUCGCAUAUUUGCGAUCCAAAUAAGUUUAAAACCUUUCCAGAGUCGAUACUCACUCUUGGAAAGGUCAUUUUCCAGCAAGCUGACGCGCCAGAGAGCAUAGAGACCCUUCCAUCACAUACGUCGAGGGUAUUCGCAUGGGUGAUUCUCUAUGCGUUUAACCUUAUUGUGAUGUUGAUCUUGUGGAACAUGCUGAUCGCCAUGAUGACAAAAUCCUACGAAGAAACUAGCGAGAAUGAAGAACUGGAGUGGAAGUUUUAUCGGACAGAGCUCUGGAUUCGUUUUAUCCGACGAGAGUUUAUCCGCCCGCCUCCGAUGAACCUUAUUCCGCACCCAUACUUGAUCCGGAAGUACCUGCGCAUCUUGUGGCGAUGGCUGUUAUCUCGACAGAUUAAAGAGGGAGAUCGAAACGUCGCGGGGACUAUUAUUACUAUGGAAAAAAGAAGGCAUGCUGCAAGAUACGACGCAAAGUACAUUGAAAAACUUCAUAACAUGAUACUCCAACGUGCAAGUGUUCAGGUUCUCUGCAAUCUAAUAUGGCGAUACAAGAAUCGUGAACUCGUGGGAAAACCUGGACAACCAACAUCACAUGCUAGAGUUCCUGAUUUUUAACUAACUACCUGUAAAAAAACAAUAACUGGAAUAUAAAUAUGGGCGUAUUUCUACACAUGUAUGUUGUAUUGCGUGUUUACUACACUGUAUAAUAUUGUAUAUAUAUAUAUAUAUAUCUACCUAAAGCUAGAUCGUAACAUUAGUCCCAUUACUAGCAGCAUCUGAUACGUUUCUUGGUAUAUAGUAGAAUGGGGGAAGACGGGACACCUUUAGUACACCAAUAUCCAAAUUGUUUACUACCAAAUGGGACACGAAAUAGUACCAAAAGGUGUCCCAUCUUCCCCCACCCUGGAAUAUAAUCAUAUAAUGUAAAUAAUUGUACUUACCCUAUUACAGUCACUCUUUUAACAGCGAAGCUAUAUUUAACCUUUAUGUAUCAUCAUUAAUGACGCCAUUUCUAUUCAUUGAACACUCUCCAUCUUAAACGGAUGUGACGUGUUAAUAGAGAAGUUCAUUCAUGUACGCUGUGAUGCGUUAAUUAAAUCAAUGAAUGUAUUAACCGAAAAUAUUGCGCAACAGUGUAAGUGAUAAAUUAAACAACGCGCGUUAUAAUA
Ciona intestinalis (vase tunicate) is the source of this 2714-nucleotide messenger RNA. The record is from RefSeq and is a predicted model, not a curated record. Lineage: Eukaryota; Metazoa; Chordata; Ascidiacea; Phlebobranchia; Cionidae.